GAGUGGCAGGAUGGGAGAGAAGGGUAAGAUGAGGAAGGGGGGAGUGCUAGCCCUCCAGCUAUCAGUACCAGUAGGAGGAGAAGAGCAAGUUUAAAGGGGAGGGGGGAGGAAAAACAUGAGAGAGAAGGAGGUAGAGCAGACGCAGGCUGCCUGCUUGGAUUUGAAGGGGAAGGAAGGAAGAGGGGAGAUCCUGGUUGCUCGCUUAGAAAGGAGGGUGGAUGUUUGCAGUUUGAGAAGACCUCAGAAACACUGUGACUAUAGUGUCACUGUUAGGACACUGAAAAGAAAGACACAAACACACAGACAUCCUCUCUGUGCCAUACCCGGUGACUGAGUAAUGAAUGAGCAUCCUUGUAAAGAGAGCUCAAAGCAGAUGUCAUGGCGUCCAACCUACCGAAGCUCCAAGUUUCGAAAUGUCUACGGAAAAGUAGCCAACCGGGAGAGCUGCUUCGACGGUAUCCCCAUCACCAAGAACGUCCAUGACAACCACUUCUGUGCCGUCAACUCCAAGUUCGUGGCAGUCGUCACAGAGAGUGCAGGCGGGGGCUCUUUCAUUGUAAUACCAGUAUCCCAGUCUGGCCGCCUGGACUCUCAUUACCCAAAAGUUUGUGGCCACCAAGGCAAUGUACUGGAUAUCAAGUGGAAUCCCUUCUUUGAAAACAUUGUAGCGUCCUGCUCUGAGGACACCUCGGUGCGAGUAUGGGAGAUCCCAGAGGACGGUCUGAGGCGCAACAUGACGGAGGCAGUGCUGGAGCUGUACGGCCACAGCAGACGGGUGGGUCUGAUAGAGUGGCACCCCACCAGCAGCGGCAUCCUCUUCAGUGCUGGCUACGACUACAAGAUCCUGAUCUGGAACCUGGAGAUCGGAGAGCCGGUGAAAAUGAUCGACUGCCACACUGACGUCAUCCUCAGCAUGUCCUUCAACACAGACGGCAGUCUGCUUGCCACUAGCUGCAAAGACAAGAAGCUGCGUGUCAUUGAGCCGCGCUCCGGGGCAGUCCUUCAGCAAGCUAGUUGUAAGAACCACCGUGUAAACCGAGUGGUGUUCCUGGGCAACAUGAAGCGACUGCUCACCACAGGGGUUUCUCGCUGGAACACCCGGCAGAUCGCUCUCUGGGAUCAGGAGGAUUUGUCCAUGCCAAUUGUGGAGGAGGACAUAGACGGCCUCUCAGGACUGUUGUUUCCCUUCUACGAUGCGGACACACACAUGUUGUACCUGGCAGGCAAGGGGGACGGCAACAUCCGUUACUUUGAGAUUACCACAGAGAAGCCGUACUUACAAUACCUAAUGGAGUUCCGGUCCCCGGCCCCACAGAAAGGACUAGGUGUGAUGCCAAAGCACGGGCUGGAUGUUGGAGCUUGCGAGGUGUACCGCUUCUACAAGCUAGUCACCCUGAAGGGUUUGAUUGAGCCCAUUUCGAUGAUUGUGCCAAGAAGGUCAGACACAUACCAGGAGGACAUCUACCCCAUGACAGCAGGAACAGAACCUGCGCUGUCUGCCAGUGAAUGGCUGAGCGGCAUUAAUAGAGACCCAGUCUUGAUGUCCCUGAAGGACGGUUACCACCGGCCAAACCAGUUAGUGUUCAAGGCCCCAGUGAAGGAAAAGAAGAGUAUGGUAGUGAAUGGGAUCGACUUGCUGGAAAACGUACCACCCAGGACAGAGAACGAGCUCCUGCGGAUGUUCUUCCGGCAGCAGGAUGAAUUGCGGCGGCUGAAGGAGGAGCUGACCACCAAGGACGUGCGAAUACGCCAGCUGGAGCUGGAACUCAACAACCUGAAGAACGUUAGCCCCAACAACGUCUGACCUCUCAGCCUCCUGGACUGGCGAAGCUGCUUCCUUUGCCCCCAAUUCUGACCUCCAACGAGCUUAGGAGCCCUCCCAUCCCUCUUUUUUGAUAUAUCACACUAUAUCAUAACUUCAUUCCUGCUGCCCUGCAUAGUGCACACAAUAAUAUGAUAACUAUUGGAUAAUGUCUUAACUGGUACAAUAACUGGAAUAUUGUAAUAAUGACAAAUAUGAUAAGUAAUGGAGGCAAGGCAGUGUUCAUGGAUUGCCACCUUAACAUGAAAUCGAUGAUUGGGCAGGUUUAAAAUCCAAUCAACUGAGGUAUGAUCUAUGUUUUUACAACUUAACUACACACUCUCAAGUGUUAUUAUCAGUUAUUGCAUAUUGUCUGCCAGACCUCCUGUGUGUUUGUCUCACUGUGCCUAACGUAUCAUUUACGUGGCAAUACCUUGAUCACCAUGCAAAGGAGCCCCUACACUCAUCUUCCUAUAAUGACCAAACCAUCAUCUAGUUCUCAUUUUUUGCUAAGGCAAAACUGGAGGAUAAAAAGACUGUCACUGGCUCCUAUUUUUCUUCCCCAAGGCCUUAGACCCUGCUGCAGACACAGAUUGCAGCGAGCUGCAGCAUCCUCUCAAAAUGGCUGAUGUGAAGUGGUUUUGCAACUGACAACUGACGAGACGAGCUUUUGCAGAUGUGGAUCGUGUUUUUCACAGAGCUGCUUUUCCCGUAACUUCUUUUCUCACCUACAAAUGUUGUUGGCUAUAAAUUUACUUCACAAUACUGACCUAUAGCUACCCAAAUGCAGUCUUUCUUCCCAAGGAGUGUAGGUAGUUCACUCACUUAAAGUAUUUUCAUUCUUUAUUUAGAUAGUGGAAAAGCAGCAGGGGAGACAUGGAUCCAGAGGUGGUGGACUUUCGUAACUAUUCGAAUAUAGUCACAAGGGAAGCUUUGCUGGCUGUUACUGGUUUUUAGGGCUAAUUUUGAGGAUCGGGGGUGAUGUAUAUUUGCUUCUAUUUAUUUGUCACAUUUUACCUUUUUAGCUAAUAACAUGUAUAUUUGUUAAUCCCAUUGUUUUUGUAUGAUGUGGCUGCGCAAGUGAUGAUUGUGAUGCUUGAUAGAUUUUGCUGAUUGUUUCCGGGUGAAAUGGUGCAAGAUUUGUGUGAAACUGUACCUUAAAUGGAAUUAGUUCUUUAACUCCAACAACAUAACCUUAAGAUAAGGUAUAAAAAUAUAUUCUUGCCUAAUCCUAACAGUACAGAAAACUGUAAUAAUAACCAUCCUUUUACAUUUAAACUAAGUAUAUCCCUAUAACUGAGAUGUGUUUAUUUGUAGUUGUGUAAUUUUGCUCUCGAGACUCCAGGUGAUCUGCCUAUCCUUCUCCACUUGCACCAUCAACAGACUUAGGCUAAAUUGCUAUUCAAAUGCCUCUUCUUAACAGUUUUUUUUCCUUCAAUCUGAAAUUUAAUGAAAAGAGGGCACUGGAUAUAACAUUUAAUUUGCUCUAUUAUGCCAGCAAGGUUCAAGCAGUUACCAAAAACAUUCUGCCAUGUGUCUUUUAUCCAGGCCCACAGUCAGCCUUGUCUUGUUACUGAUUCUGCUCUUGUUGAACUAAGAAAAGGAAAAAGAUGAAUCGGCUGCAUGCAUAGCAAGAAUGGAAUUUAUACCUUAUACCCUGAGUAAGUAAAAAGCAAGUUAAGGACUGAAGGUCACAAGUCUUCCCUGAUCACAUCAUAGUGGGGACAUAAAGGGUCCAAAGCUUUAUAGCUUCAGUUAAAACAAUCAGCAAAAAAUAAAAUAUAGGAAUCCUUUAAAUGUAGACUUCAACCACUGACACAUUAAUGGUAAAUGCGUAUGUUUCUUGCAGGAAAAAUAAAAGGCUACAGUGAAAGUAGACAGUGGGAAAAAAGGAUCUACCAGAGAUGGAUCAGCUACAGUGGAGAGACAGGUGAAGUUGCUGCUGGAGUUGUGCUACGUCAGGGCCUUUCAUGUAGGUGUACCAAGGAUUAAAUCAAACACUUAACUGUUCAUUUUUGUAAAGGUAGGCUAACAGGACAGACAGGCUUUUAUGCUUAUAAAUGACUGAAACUCUGUACAAUUGUUGAAUGGCAUUUUGGCUUAAAGUGUUAACAUGGCAGUUCCACCAAAUUUCUUUGGCACUGAACUAGGAAACAAGUAAAACCCAGCUUAAAUUUGCUUAGUUUGGUCUUUGGUAGUACUGUAAGUCUUGUUAAGUAUAGAGUUAACAGUAUGACAUCCUGGAUCAAUUUUCAUGUGGAGAAAAGAAAUGAUGAAAGAAGAAAUGAAUACCUGAUGACGUAAAACUGGAAUAAUGUAUACACGUUACCAUUUGACUUGACUAUGUUGUGCAAGGACCACAAACUGCAAAACAUAUAUAAAAAGGGAUUUAUUGAAGUGAAUGGGAGGGAAAAAGAAACAAUUUGGCUGAUGACAGUGAAUUUAACAGUGAAAAAUCACUGAGGUAGGCCAAUUUGACCAUUACGUAUAAUAGUGAAAAACAAAGUCCAAAUAACUGACCGUUUUCCAGAGUUUACACUGUAAAACAAUAAAUUUUCAAAUGCACAUAA
This is a messenger RNA of Siniperca chuatsi (mandarin fish), 4371 nucleotides long. RefSeq names its product coronin, actin binding protein, 2Ba (gene coro2ba). Gene Ontology annotation, biological process: actin filament organization. The coding region runs from base 338 to 1804 and encodes 488 amino acids. The record is from RefSeq and is a predicted model, not a curated record. Gene Ontology annotation, molecular function: actin filament binding. The transcript has 13 exons. NCBI's taxonomy places the organism in Eukaryota, Metazoa, Chordata, Actinopteri, Centrarchiformes, Sinipercidae.